Molecule: messenger RNA, 4466 nt
Organism: Choloepus didactylus (southern two-toed sloth)
Lineage: Eukaryota; Metazoa; Chordata; Mammalia; Pilosa; Megalonychidae
Gene: ZNF217
Product: zinc finger protein 217
Exons: 6
Coding region: 934-4125 (1063 amino acids)
Biological process (GO): regulation of DNA-templated transcription
Cellular component (GO): nucleus
Molecular function (GO): RNA polymerase II cis-regulatory region sequence-specific DNA binding; DNA-binding transcription factor activity, RNA polymerase II-specific
Source: RefSeq, a predicted model, not a curated record
GUGGAGAAAGACAGUUGCAAAGAACCAAGUAAACAAUAUGACUUUAUAUGGCCGGAAUUUCACAGCAAACAGUAGUCAGGAAGCAGCCUCUGAUGAGGAGGGGGCCCUGUGCUGAAAACUCAGACUUUACUCUGUGCCUUUUGGGGGCAGGCUGGGGCUGGCGAAGGCUGUAAGGUUGGCUUCACCUCUAGGGCAGCUGGUACUCAGGAUAGCUGGGCACAGUCAGUGGCUAUCGGGAUCUGUCUGGGAAGCUUCCCCGGAGAAGGUGCUUCAGCUUUACGUGGGAUAGGGAAUAAGUCAGGAGACAUGAAGAUGGAAGGCGGUCGCAGUCCAAGGAGUCUUUUCAGGCUGCCAGACCCUCUGGGAACUGGGGAGCCGGAAUUUACUGGAGAGAAAGAUGAUGGUAAAAGAGGCCCAGUGGGAAAGAAUCUUAGAGGGUCUUGAGUUAGAAGACAGUGGUGACUUACCAUACCCCAAUAUUUGAAAAUUUCAGGUAGUAAAAUUGUAACCAACCAUCUUUCUAAGACAGAUGUCUCAACAUUUCCGGGUUUGGAAAUCCCUUGUCUCAAGGUUGCCGGGAUUGACUUCUUGCUCAACUGAGUCACUCAUAUUCAUUGGAGACAAAGAGAACUAAUGCUUUGUGCUGAUUCAUACUUGAAACAAAGCAUUGGCGAGUCUGUAUGCCUUUUGUGUGAAAGAACCAGUGACAGUCUCUCACUGAGUUUCCUAAAACUUCUGAAGCCAAGAAAGAAGUUAGAGGAAUAUCCACUUUCAUUUGAACUUCUAUAAUAAAUAUUUGCCCUAGGUUUGAAGCCCAGGGCUGCUGGAGGUGUAAGUGACAAGUCUAACAAGUGGCCUUAUUCCAACUCCAGAAAUUCCCCAGCAAAACUUUGAGAUUUUUAUUUUAUAUACAAUCCUAAAGUGACAGGCAGCAUGCCAACUCAAUCCCUCUUAGUGUAUAUGGAUGGACCAGAAGUUAUUGGCAAUUCACUUGGAACCCAGAUGGAGGUGGAUGAUGUCAUGUCAAUAAAGGGGACGGCCACUGUUCCUUUCAGAGCUACGCAAGAGAAAAACAUAAUCCAAAUAGUAGAAGGGUAUAUGCCUUUGGACUGCAUGUUUUGCAAUCAGACUUUCACACAUUCGGAAGAUCUUAAUAAACAUGUCUUAAUGCAACAUCGGCCUAUACUUUGUGAACCAGCAGUUUUGCGUGUUGAAGCGGAAUAUCUUAGUCCUCUUGAUAAAAGUCAAGUGAGAACAGAACCUCUGAAGGAGAAGAAUUGCAAAGAAAAUGAAGACUUUAGCUGUGAAGUAUGUGGGCAGACAUUUAGAGUAGCUUUCGAUGUUGAGAUCCACAUGAAGAAACAUAAGGACUCUUUCACUUAUGGAUGUAGUGUUUGCGGAAGAAGAUUCAAAGAGCCCUGGUUUCUUAAAAAUCACAUGCGGACACAUACUGGCAAAUCUGGGGCUAGAAACAAACUACAGCAGGGCUUGGAAAGUCCAGUAACAAUCAACGAGGUUGUCCAGGAGCAUGCAGCUGAAAGCAUCUCAUGUCCUUACAAAACCUGCAUGGUUUGUGGCUUUGUAUAUCUAGAUAAAGAAGGUCUCAUUGAGCACAGUAAGAUGCAUGCCAAAGAAACUGUUUCCGCUCCCAGCAGUACACACACAGACUCUCAAGAGGGAGCACCAUCAACGAAGGAAGAGUUCUUGCAGUUUUUAAACUUAAGACCAAAAUCUCACCCUGAAAAUGAUAAGAAGCCGGCAAAAUGGAUACCUCAGCUUGAUCCAUUCAUCACCUAUCAGGCUUGGCAGUUGGCUACCAAAGGAAAAGUUGCCAUUGGCCGAGGAGAAGUCAAGGAACCAGGGCAUGAAGGAAGUACUGACAACGAUGAUUCGUGUUCAGAUAAAGAAGAACUUGGAGAAAUUUGGAGCGCGAAUAAAAGCCAUUCUGAAGGUUCUGGAAAGUCCAAAACAAAUAGAAGCAAUUGUGCAGGCCUCUCACACGAUAAGGAGAAGCCUCGACAUGCCAAUGGUGAAGUGCCUUCUGUGGAUGCAGAUCCCAAAUCAUCCAGUAGCAAAGAGAAGCCGACACAUUGCUCUGAAUGUGGCAAAGCUUUCAGAACCUACCACCAGCUGGUCUUGCACUCAAGGGUACACAAGAAGGACAGGAGGAUGGAUACUGAAUCGCCAACAAUGUCGGUGGAUGGAAGGCAGCCUAGGACCUGCUCUCCAGACCUCACCACCACCCUGGAUGAAAGUGGAGCUCCUGAUCGAGGAGAAGGUGGUUCUGAAGAUGGAUCUGAGGAUGGGCUUCCUGAAGGCCUCAAUCUGGAUAAAAGUGAUGAUGGAGGAAAAAUAAAGCAUCUUACAUCCUCAAGAGAGUGUAGUUAUUGUGGAAAGUUUUUCCGUUCAAAUUAUUACCUCAAUAUUCAUCUCAGAACGCAUACAGGUGAAAAACCAUACAAAUGUGAAUUUUGUGACUAUGCUGCAGCCCAGAAGACAUCUCUGCGCUAUCACUUGGAGAGACAUCACAAGGACAAGCAGAUUGACAUUGCCCCUGAAGUUAAGAGUGACAGUAAAAGCCAGGAGACUGAAGAUGCACUAUUAACCGCUGAGAGUGUGCAAACCAAAAAUUUGAAAAGAUUUUUUGAGGGUGCCAAAGAUGUCAAAGGGAGUCCACCUGCAAAGCAGCUUCGGGAGGUGCCUUCCACCUUCGAGAGUGUUCUGGGCACUGCUGUCCUCUCGCCAGGACACAGGGAUACUCAGGACUGCCACAGAAAUGCAGCCGACGGCAGUGCUGACAAGCUGAACAAAACUCCUGCCCCUGCUUACUUGGACGUGCUGAAAAAGAGAUGCACCAUCGAACCUCAGGCAAAUAACCUCAUCUGCAAAACAGAAAUGGAUGCCACUCCUCGCCCUCCUCCAGACGGCAGCUCCACCCAGAUCAGCGAAGUCAGCCACAAGGAGAAGAAAGCAGAGCCGGCCGGAGACUGCAAAUACAAGCCAAACAUGGACUGCCAGGAAAAACCUUUGAAUCUAUCCCUUGGCAUGCUUCACAGUUGCCCAGCAAUUUCUUUGAGUAAAAGUUUGAUCCCUAGUAUCACCUGCCCAUUUUGUACCUUCAAGACAUUUUAUCCAGAAGUUCUAAUGAUGCACCAGAGACUGGAGCACAAAUACAAUCCCGACAUCCAUAAAAACUGUAGGAACAAAUCUCUGCUUAGAAGUCGACGUACUGGAUGCCCACCCGCUUUACUGGGCAAGGAUGUGCCUCCCCUGUCUAAUUUCCACAAACCCAAGCCCAAGUCUCUUUUCCCAGCGCAGUCCAAGUCCCUGCCGUCUGAGAAAGCGAAGCAGAGCCCCGCGGGGCCAGGCCGAGCGCCACCAACUUCAGGGAUUGACUCCAGCACUUUAGUCCCAAGUAACCUGAAGUCCCACCGGCCUCCACAGAGCAUCGGAGGGCAAGGGCCUGCCACCCCCAGACAGCAGCCAUCUGAGAUGUUUCCUAAAAGCAGUGUUUCUCCCGCACCAGAUAAAACAAAAAGACCGGAGACAAAAUUAAAACCUCUCUCAGUAGCCGUGCCUCAGCCCACCCUCUGCAGCAGCAGUGUCAGUGGGCCCGUCGACUACCCUCUCAAGAAUGAGAACCUGUGGGUUCCUCCAGGGAGAGACCAUUUCUGCAGUCGGAACGCGAGUGGAGCCGGUGUGGAAUUUGGUGAGCCGCUUCCCAAAAGACUGAAGUCGAGUGUGGUCACUCUGGACGUUGACCAGCCAGGGCCCAAUUACAGAAGAGGCUACGAUCUGCCCAAGUACCACGUUGUCCGAGGAAUCACGAGCCUGUUACCUCAGGAGUGCGCCUGCCCGCCGCCAUCAGUGUUGCCCCCCAAGCAGAGGUUCCUGCGAUCGAGCGAGGUCGACCCUCCAAACGGGCCGGCGGUUCAGAAGCCCUUUGGCGGCCCUGGGCCACUUUACACGUCGUGUGGGCCCGCUGGUGGCCAGGUGUCCAGCUCUGUGCUAGAAGGAAAAAGGCCAGUGUCCUAUCAACACUUAUCUAGCAGCAUGUUACAGAAGAGAAACUAUGAGAAUUUUAUUGGGAAUGCACAUUAUCGACCAAAUGACAAAAAAACUUGAUUUCUUAUUUGGGGAAAAAGGUCUUGAUGGAUAUAAAUGCAUACUCUCCAUGGAAUUACAUUAGUUCAUCCUUUGAGAAAACGAAUGGUGAAAGCUACUGAAAUAAGCUGUGAUUGUACUGUACAUAUAACACAUAAGGAACACUAAAGUUUUGUAAAGUUGUUCUGUUGACUUUUGUACCAAAUAGCAAUAAAAACUAUAGUUGGAACAGUUGGGUUGUACACAAAUGGAGACUGGAAAUCUCUAUUUUGUCCCUGAAUAAUAUUUUUUUUAGAAUUGACCAAAUAAAGAAGUGGAGUUUUUUGCAUACUUGAGCGCUGCUGAAAAGAAAUUGUUUGGGU